Molecule: messenger RNA, 507 nt
Organism: Fusarium coffeatum
Lineage: Eukaryota; Fungi; Ascomycota; Sordariomycetes; Hypocreales; Nectriaceae
Exons: 2
Coding region: 1-507 (168 amino acids)
Source: RefSeq, a predicted model, not a curated record
AUGGAGUCUGUGAGUUUCUGCUCAUCAGAUUCCUCUUGCUCGCCUCCUCCCUUUGCCGAUUCCUGUAUUCCCGUCAAGCGGAAGUUAUCGGAGCUUUACGCGGAUGAGCAACCUUGCACCCUCUUGCCUCCCGCAAAACGUGUCAAGGUCGAUGAUGAUCCCAAUCUGCCACGCGUGCAGAUGACUUGUAUGAAGCUGUUCCUACUUGGAGUAUUGAAAUCGUAUCACAGAACCCCUAGCCCAGUUCCUAAAAGAAAGGCCGCGCAGACCAAGAUGAGCCACGGAACAAUUACCCAUGUACUUCAGCGACUGGAUUGUCUUGGCAUGGUUGCUCAGAACAUCAACAAUGCGCUUGACCAAAUAGAAAGGAAUGUACAUGUCCUUGCAUCGUAUAUGGGGGAUGAAGCCGGCAAGAUCCCUGAUAGUUUCAAGCUGGCCCGUUUUGGUUGUAAGAAGUUACUGAGUGCUUAUAAUGAGAGGCUUAACUAUCUGGAUGAGCUGAGUUGA